Petromyzon marinus (sea lamprey) is the source of this 2451-nucleotide messenger RNA. It is a transcript of the gene CNTD1, whose product is annotated as cyclin N-terminal domain containing 1. Gene Ontology annotation, biological process: reciprocal meiotic recombination. NCBI's taxonomy places the organism in Eukaryota, Metazoa, Chordata, Hyperoartia, Petromyzontiformes, Petromyzontidae. The record is from RefSeq and is a predicted model, not a curated record. Gene Ontology annotation, cellular component: site of double-strand break.
UUUACCGAAAGAACCAAAGAAGAUGAAUCCUUGCAGUCACGAAAGCUUUAAAUCGAUGCUUAGCCCUUUGAUUCAACUCUGUUGGGGGGCCUGAAACCAAAUGGGGCAUCCAAACGUCAACACGAAAUGUGCUGAAAACCUUCGACGCUAAAUCAUUCCAAGGAAAACUGUCGGCAAAAAAUUGGGAAAAAACCACGAAACCUCCCUCCGAGAAACUAUCACAAAAUACCAUUCCUGACCCUUGCCAGAUCGGAGCUCCUAAGUCAUAGACUCAAGGGGUAUAAAGAGCGAGACUUGGAGGAGAGAUGGUCAUCGUUUCUGAUUAGCGCAGCGUGAGUGCGCACGAUACGCCACUUCGUUGAGAUGUCAUCUGUGGCUAGGUCGCUUCUGGCUUAGUAAGCCUUACCCAGUUAGAUUUUUUAAAAUUGGUUUUAUUUGGAAAUAUUUUUAAAGGAGAUUUGUCUACAUUUUCUAUAAUUCGCACUCCUAUCGUGUUUUUGUAUUAUUUGUUGUAACGUUCUGACCUUCCCCUACUGGACAUCAGUGAUAUAAAAAUUGUGAUAUAAAUAUUGUGAACUCCUGACAUCACUCCUCGGGACAGGCACGAGGAGGCUGCUGAACCGGGGGGGCUCACGACACUCGGCGCGUGAAUGCUACUUUAUUUUUCGCUUGUUUGGGUGAAAUUUUUUUCCCGACUCCACUUCCCUAACCUCACCCCCUUCCUAAAGUGUAAUAACCACGUCCCCGAACGUUGCCCCGACGUGAGUUGGUAGUGGGGCCGUGAGCCCCACCGCCUGGCAUCGUGUCUGUCCUUCGCCGAAUGUCUGUACCGGACACCCACUUCCCCGUCGCUCGCGCUCUGAACCAGGCUCUUGUUUGAUAAUAAGACAAACAUUAGAAUGGAUAUCGGGUGGCGAGGAAUAUAUAUGCGUAUGUAUUCGUGUAAAUGAGGGGAUCUCAGCAACUCGACAACUUUUGAGAGCGUAGCCCGACUAUUUAUAUAGCGCGAUAUGCUAUGAAGGGGCCAUUGCCUAAAACGUCGUCAAAUAUAUAUUUCCCAUCAUAAUUAUGUUUUUCUUUGGGGGGGGGUAUUGGAAAUAAUACUGAUCGCUACAGCCUACGUGUUAACUCCAAAUAAUAAUUUUGCUUUCCUUUGAGGGGGCUCAACGAUGAGAUUGACGAAUGCGUUGAGGGUCAGGCGAGGCGGAAAGCGGCAUGCGCGCGCGGCUCGGCCAAUCAGAGCGCGCGCGGCUCGGGCAAUCAGAGCUCGCGCGUUCCCGCCGCCGUUACGGAGGCGCGUGGAACCAAUGAGCGCGCGCCCGCCCGCCCGCCAACCGCCACCAAUUUGGCGGGGAAACUCCGCCGAGUGGCGUGAGGCGAUCACAAAAGUCUGGAGACGUCGUCGAGUUGUUCGAGUCCAAGGCCGAGCUACGGGGCAAUUCACACGACGGCUCCGCCACGGGGGGAGGGCGCGGGUGGCCAUGGAGCACGCACAGACGCUGCCGGGCGAGACGGUGUUUGACGGUGUGACCCCGGCAAUGCUGGAGGAGAUGCUUAACUCCCUGGCCAUUGAGACGUGGCAACCCAGCCGGCCGCGGGAACCAUGUGAAGGGGCCUUCGGGCGGGAAAGAGUGGCCGAGAACAUCUUUCUCAUAUGUGAGAAGUUGCAGCUUCACACCUCCGUCAAGUACCUGGCGGUGGAGCUGUUUGACAGGUACAUGCUACAGCAGACCAAGGCACAGUGCGACGAGUGGCUGAAGGAGAAAGCGGCGGGAAGUUCUGACGAAAUUAACUGGGAGGCUCGGCUGCCAGACCUGAAGAGCGAGUUGCUGCUGCUGUUGCGCAUGGUGUCAUGUGUACAGAUUGCCAGCAAGCAGAUGGCUCACUACAAGAUGGUGACGCUAAAGCCUGCCCAAAUGCUGAUCCAGGCGCUGUCUGGGUCCAGCAUUGACUUGGAGCAAAUCCUUUCCUCUGAGAUGGCCGUGCUGAAAGCGCUCAAUUAUUACAUCAACCCUGCCUCGCCACUCACACACGUGGACAUGAUCAUCGCGGUCCUGGGGCACAACGACCCCACCUUGCCUGUGAAGUCUCUGCACAGCAUCAGCCUGAAGGUGCUGGAUGUCGUUUACCUCCUACGAACCGCCGUGUACAACGACCUGCUCUUAGGCACUUCUACCGGGGAUGCGUUGGACCCAAGUGAUGUGACAUACAGAGAAAACUUCUGGAGAGUGGAAGGAGACUUCAUGCUGCUGGCGGUCUCCGUGAUCUCGGCUGCUGCAUACUUUUGCUGCUACCCGAUCUGCCAGAAGGUGAUGGAGCAGGCGUGCAGAACAACCUGCAUUCCGGAGCAGGACGUGAGCAACUUUGCGAAGGUGCUGGUUCAGUGCGUGUGGAAGUUGGAGGACAGGGCGCAAAGUUAAUCCGCGCAUUUGCAGACCUGUAACGGGGGAU